GGAAAAUACAUCAAAUACGGAAGAAUAUUUUCAUCAACUUUCACGUUGAAGAAUAGAACAGAGAGAUACAACAUCAACCCGUAGGGGAAACAAAAUAAAAAUGGGUUGCAUUUUCUGUGGUCGUAAACCUGAGAAACGUCUUGCCGACGACGGCAAGUACUAUACGGGUGCCGAGUUCGUCCGUCACUACGGUGCUGUAGAAGCAGAAUGGCGUUGGAAAGCGGCGCCCUCGGAUUGGGAGCUUCGCAUCGGCAGCGACGGCCGUUCCCAUGACGCCAAGUGGGUCUACUGGGAUAACAAGAACAAAGGUGGUCCGGACUGGAAUCACUACAAGAACGGCUUCAAACCGGGAUGGACGACCGCGCCUAAAGUCGGAAAACACUUUCGAGCAGAAAAAUGACAAUGCUGAGGAGCAACAAGAACCACAUGUUGAGGGGCAACAAGAACCACAUGUUGAGGAGCAACCAGAGCCACAUGUGGAGGAGCAACAAGAACAACAAAAUGACAAUGUUGAGGAGCAACCAGAGAUACAACAAGUACAACAAGGAGCAGGACACCUAGGUAGUGCCUGA
Molecule: messenger RNA, 572 nt
Organism: Amoebophrya sp. A25
Lineage: Eukaryota; Dinophyceae; Syndiniales; Amoebophryaceae
Source: the annotation of a GenBank genome assembly